Molecule: messenger RNA, 12113 nt
Organism: Coregonus sp. 'balchen'
Lineage: Eukaryota; Metazoa; Chordata; Actinopteri; Salmoniformes; Salmonidae
Source: the annotation of a GenBank genome assembly
AUGCAGAGCGCAGCGAGUGGAGCACUCAAGAGGAGGGGCUGGCCAUGUGGCCAGCUGCUCCAGGCUGCAAACAGCCAGUGAGUAUACUUCCAUGCAAGAUAUUACACUUAACAGUGACUUACCAAGCGAACUUCAGAAAGUUUGUACCUCAAACCAUGAAAAUGAAGGAGAACGUGUGUCGCGGCCAUGGGGUCUAUAAAUAGGGGCGCACCCCAGCCGUGACACAGGUGUACACGGGAGUAAAUCUGUAAAUCCUCACCUCGGAUGUAUCCCUCCACCACGGAGUGAUACCAAUAUAUUGGAGUGAUCAAAUAUAGUGAAACAUCAAAUCAAAUCAAAUUUUAUUUGCCACAUGCGCCGAAUACAACAGGUGUAGACCUUAGAGUGAAAUGCUUACUUACAAGCCUUAACCAACAAUGCAGUUUUAAGAAAGACAAAAAAAGUGUUAAGUAAAAAAUAGAUAAGUAAAAAAUAAAAAUAGCAAAUAAUUAAAGAGCAGCAGUAAAAUAAAAUAACAUUAGGGAGGCUACAUACAGGGGGUACCGGUACAGAGUCAAUGUGCGGGGGCACAGGUUUACACCUCCUGCGCCUGACUCCGUCCAAAUCACCCGCCACAGAAUCACACACCCGAACAGCAUGGAGUCAGCAGGAGCGGGGAAUAUGCCUGGAGUCGUUGAGCGGGUCCGGGAGCAUUCCAACAUGUAAGCCAGCUUGGGCGAAGCGAUGGAUCAGGUUCUCCAGGCCGUCCAGCGCCUGGAGAGGAGAGGACCCGACCCUGCGGAACCAGCUGAGCGACCGGAUCCAGCCACCCACACACCAGCACCCAGAGGUAUUCAACUGUCCCGACCGAGGGAAUACGAUGGGACAGCGGCCCGCUGCCAGGGUUUCCUCCUGCAGCUGGACCUCUAUUUCAACACCAUCAGCCCUGCUCCAUCGGAUCGGGAGAAGGUGUCCGCCCUCGUCUCCUGCCUCUCGGGGUAAGCCCUGGAGUGGGCCAACACGGUCUGGAGUGAAGGAGGAGACGCGUUGGACAACUACAGAGAGUUUGCUCACCUCUUCCGGGCAGUCUUCGAUCAUCCCCCCGAAGGAAGAGAGGCGGGCGAGCGUCUGGUCCAUCUGAGGCAGGGGACGAGGACCACUCAAGACAGCUCCAGUGUCACUCUUGUGGCAAGAGAGGACAUUCUGCUGCACGAUGUCGUCACAGUUCUUCUGGUUCUGGAGGCGGCAGGUAGGGCACUCUCGCGUCACCCCAGGUAGCGCAAACCCACACUCAUUCAGAGCCCUCUGCUGCGCAUUUCACCAUCCACGUCAACUUCCCUGAUUACACAGUAGUUCCCCAAUGUAAGGCGCUGGUAGAUUCAGGCGCAGCUGGGAACUUUAUGGACAGGUCUUUAGCUCUUAGUCUAUGUAUUCCAUUGGUUCGCCUGUCUGUUCCAUUACCCAUCAAAGCACUUGACAAUCGACCAUUAGGGUCAGGUUUUGUUAGGGGGGUUGUAGCACCAGUCACUAUGAUUACGCAGGAGACCCAUAAUGAGCAAAUCACGUUUCACAUUAUUCAGUCCCCUGAUUUCCCUGUUGUGAUGGGGCUUCCCUGGCUAGCACUACACGACCCCACCUUUUCAUGGCCACAGAGGGCUCUCACGGGGUGAUCGUGAUUGUCAGGGUAGGUGUCUAGCUCUUUCUGUUGGUGCGACCACGGUGGAAAGUCCAGACAAUACCUCCACCGUGCGCAUUCCCCCCGAAUACCUUGAUUUGGCGCACACGUUUUCCAAAACUCAGGCGACCAAAUUACCACCCCAUCGGGCGGGGGAUUGCGCGAUAAACCUCCGGUUAGACGCUGUGCCGCCCAGGAGUCAUGUAUAUCCCGUCGCAGGCGGAAACGGAGGCUAUGGAAACAUAUGUCUCCGAGUCCCUGCGUCAGGGGUUCAUACGUCCUUCGACUUCACCCGCCUCCUCAAGUUUAUUUUUCGUGAAGAAGAAAGACGGGGGUCUGCGCCCUUGCAUUGAUUACCGUGCACUUAAUAAAACGACCAUUCGCUAUAGUUAUCCUCUACCCCUCAUUUCCUCUGUGAUCGAAUCAAUGCAUGGGGCGCGCUUCUUCACGAAAUUAGAUCUCGGGAGUGCGUACAACCUGGUGCGUGUCCGGGAAGGGGACGAGUGGAAGACAGCAUUUAGCACAACCACGGAGCAUUAUGAAUACCUGGUGAUGCCGUACAGGUUGAUGAAUGCUCCAGUCCUUUGUGAACGAGGUGUUUCAGGACAUGCUUGGUCGCGGUGUGGUGGUCUACAUCGAUGACAUCCUGGUGUAUUCCGCUACUCGCGCCGAGCAUGUGUCCCUGGUUCGCAGAAUGCUGGGCCGACUGUUGGAGCAUGACCUGUAUGCCAAGGCAGAAAAGUGUCUGUUCUUCCAACAAUCCGUCUCAUUCCUCGAAUACCACAUCACCAACUCAGGUGUAGAGAUGGUGGGAUACCGCAUUUCAGCCGUGUGUAAUUGGCAGACUUCAACCACGGUAAAGGAGGUGCAGCGCUUCCUUGGCUUUGCCAAUUACUAUCGGAGGUAUAUCCGGGGCUUUGGCAAGGUUGCAGCUCCCAUCACCUCUCUGUUGAAGGGUGGGCCAUCCCGGCUCCGCUGGUAUGCUAAGGCUGACAGGGCUUUCAGUAACCUGAGGGCUCUGUUCACCUUAGCCCCGGUACCUGCCCAUCCCGAUCCAUCAUUGCCCUUCAUGGUGGAGGUGGAUGCGUCCAAGGUAGGGGUAGGCACUGUCCUAUCCCAAUGCUCGGGCACGCCACCCAAGCUCCGCCCCUGUGCCUUCUUCUCUAAGAAGCUCAGCCCGGCGGAGCAGAACUAUGAUGUUGGUGAUCGGGAGCUGUUGGCUGUUGUCAGAGCCCUGACAGCGUGGAGGCACUGGGUUGAGGGGGCGAAACACCCUUUCCUCGUCUGGACUGACCACCGUAACCUGGAGUACAUCCGGGCAGCGAGGAGGCUGAACCCUCGCCAGGCCAGUUGGGCCUUGUUCUUCAGCCAGUUUGAUUUCACGCUGUCCUAUAUACCAGGCACUAAGAACGUGAAGGCAGACGCACUGUCAUGGCUGUACGACACAGAGGAGAGACCCAUAGACAACACCCCCAUACUCCCGGCCUCCUGCAUUGUGGUGCCGGUGGUGUGGGCGGUGGACGCGGACAUAGAGCGGGCAUUACGCACAGAGCCAUCUCCACCUCAGUGCCCAGCUGGGCUGCGGUACAUGCCGUCUAGUGUCCGUGAUUGUCUUAUCUAUUGGGCACACACUUCCCCCUCCUCUGGUCACCCAGGCAUCGGCCGUACAGUGCGCUGCCUGACCGGGAAGUACUGGUGGCCUACCUUGGCUAAGGACAUGAGGGUGUAUGUCUCCUCCUGCUCGGUGUGCGCCCAGAGAAAGGCAUCUAGGCACCUUCCAGUGGGUAAGUUACAUCCCUUACCAGUUCCACAAUGGCCAUGGUCCCACUUAUCGAUUGACUUUCUAACUGAUCUUCCCCUCUCUCAGGUAACACCACCAUCCUGGUCGUUGUGGACCCCUUCUCUAAAGCCUGCCGCCUCCUUCCUCUGCCCGGUCUCCCCACGGCCCUGCAAACUGCGGAAGACCUGUUUACUCACGUCUUCCGGCACUACGGGGUGCCAAAGGACAUAGUGUCUGACCGUGGUCCCCAGUUUACGCCUAGGGUCUGGAAGGCGUUCAUGCAAUGUCUGGGUGUCUCGGUCAGCCUGGGUUUCACCCCGAAUCUAAUGGGCAGGUGGAACGGGUGAAUCAGGAUGUGGGUAGGUUCCUGCGGUCCUACUGCCAGGACCGUCGGUGUUCUUGCCAUGGGCCGAAUAUGCCUAGAACUCUCUCCGCCACUCCUCCACCAACCUAUCACCAUUUCAAUGUGUUUUAGGGUAUCAUCCGGUCCUGGCACCGUGGCAUCAGAGCCAGACCGAAGCUCCUGUGAUGGACGACUGGUUUCAGCGCAUGGAGGAGAUGUGGAAAGCCGCCCACGUCCACCUCCAGUGCGCCGUGCGUUGCCAGAAAGCCAAUGCUGACUGCCACCACAGUGAGGCCCCGGUCUUUGUACCGGGUGAUUGGAUCUGGCUCUCGACCCGGAACCUGCCCCUCCGUCCUGCCCUACCGGAAGCUGAGCCCGCGGUUUGUGGGGCCGUUCAAAGUCCUGAGGAGAAUUAACGAGGUUACGUAUUGGUUGCUGCUCCCUCCUGAUUAUCGUAUUAACCCCUCGUUUCAUGUAUCUCUCCUUAGGCUGGUGGUGGCUGGUCCGCUCCAGGAGUCUGAGGUGAGGGAGGUCCUUCCGCCCCUUCUGGACAUCGAGGGGGCCCCGGCGUCCGUUCCACCCUGGAUUCGAGGUGUCGGGUGGGGAGCCUUCAGUACCUCGUGGAGUGGGAGGGGUACGGUCCGGAGGAGCGGUGCUGGGUCCCGGUGAAGGAUUUCCUCGAUCCCUCCCUGUUGUGGGAUUUCCACCGUCGCCAUCCGGCUCGCCCUGCUCCGCGUCCUCCUGGCCGUCCCCGAGGUCGGUGUCGGCACGCUGCUGGUGCUGCACGUUAAGGGGGGGGGGGGGGGGGGGGUACUGUCACGACUUCCUCCAAAGCUGCCUCCUUGUUCCGGCAGGCUUCAGCGUUCGUCGUCACCGGCCUUCCAGCCACUGCCGCUCCUCUUCUCAUCAUUCCAUUUGUUUUGUUUUGUUUUUUUACACACACCUGGUUCAUAUCCCCUCAUCAGUCCCUGUAUAAGUAUUCCCUCUGCCCCCCAUGUCUUUGUGUGUGAUUGUUUCCAUGUGGAGGUGUCGAUAGCUCGGUGGAGCAUUAUGUACUUUGUUUCCGGGAUAUUCACCCAUGUGUUUUGUUUUCCCCGGUGCGCCAUUAAGUCGCACUGUAGUUGUUUUACGCAUUGCUGCGAACCGCUGUAUUGGCCGAAUAAACCAUUAUUCUGUGAUUUACACCUCCUGUGCCUGACUCCGUCCAAAGCACCCGCCACACUCUGUCUCUUUCUCAUGUGAAUGACGGGGAUUUGGGCCUUGUCAGGUGUCUGUAGAAUAUCCUUCGGUCCGACUCGUUUAAGAACAAAUCUUUGUCCAAAUGAGGUGAGUAAUCGCUGUCCUGAGAUCCAGAAGCUAUUUUUGGUCAUAAGAGACGAUGGCAGAAACAUUAUGUACAGAAUACAUUUCAAAUAACGCGAAAAAACACACAUAAUACUACAAAUGGUUAGAGGGCUGUAAAACAGCAGCCAUCUUCUCUGGCGCCAUAACGUUGAGGGAGAGCGCACACCUGAGCAUGCAUAGAAGUAGGCCUACCUGGCCUGAGCAUGCAUAGAAGUAGGCCUACCUGGUCUGCUGCAUGCGAAUGUAGGAAAGUGCCCAUUUGGCAAUGUCUGAUUUCUGAUUGUCUUAACUCACCACGUCCACCACUAAUAAGCUGAGCUUCUCAGUAAUUUUUUCUUCACCUCACACAUUGUAAACAAAGUAUUUUAUUUUUAUUUUUCAUCCAUUGCAAAUGAUAGUUCCUCAGUAUUUGAAAAAUCAUUCCAACACUCCCGGCCUCGAUAAUCACCAAGCCUCGGUGUGAAAGAGCAAAAUAUAAUGAUCUGAUGAUCACAUACAGUGGGGAAAAAAAGUAGGCCUGUCGAAUCAGUUCGACAGGCCUCUGAUAUCUAUAGCAGGCACGUUUUUUUCACGGGACCUCCUAUGUGUGCACGCACUAGAGUGUUAGAGUAAAGCCCAUGGGCAGCUCGUGAGUUUCAAGUUUGGGGAAGCUUACAAUUUAUCCUACCAUUUCUACCGAUCUGCGUGAAAGUUAUGAUUGUUUUUAUAUGCACAUUUUUGUGGAACAGUUUCAUUUCAAUAAAAAUGUUUUCGUUUCUCAAAAUCAUUGUCACAUGGUUAAUCAUAAAAAUCUGAAGUAAAAUUAUAAAAAUCUAAAAGUUAAAAUUCAACUAAGGCGAGAGCACCAUCCUUGAUACACUGUGGUACAUUGGCGGCUAAAGAAAUUAGCGCAUAGAACUCAGAGAUAGCCUAUAAGCCAAUGCAGGAGUAGGUCUAUAACUUUGUCAACUAAGUAAAAUACAUAGGCCUAAAGCCGACCAAAUAAAAACAGUAGAAAAUAUCCUGAUGAAAAUUCUGGUUCUUUCAAUCACAUUCAUCUCUCUACUCCCUUUCUAUGUCUUGACUUGAGCUAUUGCUAGUGAAGUGCAACAUUGUAUGAAAUCAUCAACUGGAUCCGUCCCGUUUCCACCGGAUAUACAGUGGGGGAAAAAAGUAUUUAGUCAGCCACCAAUUGUGCAAGUUCUCCCACUUAAAAAGAUGAGAGAGGCCUGUAAUUUUCAUCAUAGGUACACGUCAACUAUGACAGGCAAAUUGAGGAAAAAAAAUCCAGAAAAUCACAUUGUAGUGGUGGAAAAUAUGGUGGAAAUUAAGUAUUUGGUCACCUACAAACAAGCAAGAUUUCUGGCUCUCACAGACCUGUAACUUCUUCUUUAAGAGGCUCCUCUGUCCUCCACUCGUUACCUGUAUUAAUGGCACCUGUUUGAACUUGUUAUCAGUAUAAAAGACACCUGUCCACAAGCUCAAACAGUCACACUCCAAACUCCACUAUGGCCAAGACCAAAGAGCUGUCAAAGGACACUAGAAACAAAAUUGUAGACCUGCACCAGGCUGGGAAGACUGAAUCUGCAAUAGGUAAGCAGCUUGGUUUGAAGAAAUCAACUGUGGGAGCAAUUAUUAGGAAAUGGAAGACAUACAAGACCACUGAUAAUCUCCCUCGAUCUGGGGCUCCACGCAAGAUCUCACCCCGUGGGGUCAAAAUGAUCACAAGAACGGUGAGCAAAAAUCCCAGAACCACAAGGGGGGACCUAGUGAAUGACCUGCAGAGAGCUGGGACCAAAGUAACAAAGCCUACCAUCAGUAACACACUACGCCGCCAGGGACUCAAAUCCUGCAGUGCCAGACGUGUCCCCCUGCUUAAGCCAGUACAUGUCCAGGCCCGUCUGAAGUUUGCUAGAGUGCAUUUGGAUGAUCCAGAAGAGGAUUGGGAGAAUGUCAUAUGGUCAGAUGAAACCAAAAUAGAACUUUUUGGUAAAAACUCAACUCGUCGUGUUUGGAGGACAAAGAAUGCUGAGUUGCAUCCAAAGAACACCAUACCUACUGUGAAGCAUGGGGGUGGAAAUAUCAUGCUUUGGGGCUGUUUUUCUGCAAAGGGACCAGGACGACUGAUCCGUGUAAAGGAAAGAAUGAAUGGAGCCAUGUAUCGUGAGAUUUUGAGUGAAAACCUCCUUCCAUCAGCAAGGGCAUUGAAGAUGAAACGUGGCUGGGUCUUUCAGCAUGACAAUGAUCCCAAACACACCGCCCGGGCAACGAAGGAGUGGCUUCGUAAGAAGCAUUUCAAGGUCCUGGAGUGGCCUAGCCAGUCUCCAGAUCUCAACCCCAUAGAAAAUCUUUGGAGGGAGUUGAAAGUCUGUGUUGCCCAGCGACAGCCCCAAAACAUCAUUGCUCUAGAGGAGAUCUGCAUGGAGGAAUGGGCCAAAAUACCAGCAACAGUGUGUGAAAACCUUGUGAAGACUUACAGAAAACGUUUGACCUGUGUCAUUGCCAACAAAGGGUAUAUAACAAAGUAUUGAGAAACUUUUGUUAUUGACCAAAUACUUAUUUUCCACCAUAAUUUGCAAAUAAAUUCAUAAAAAAUCCUACAAUGUGAUUUUCUGGAUUUUCUUUCCUCAUUUUGUCUGUCAUAGUUGACGUGUACCUAUGAUGAAAAUUAGAGGCCUCUCUCAUCUUUUUAAGUGGGAGAACUUGCACAAUUGGUGGCUGACUAAAUACUUUUUUCCCCCACUGUAUAUCCGGUGGAAACGGGACGGAUCCAGUUGAUGAUUUCAUACAAUGUUGCACUUCACUAGCAAUAGCUCAAGUCAAGACAUAGAAAGGGAGUAGAGAGAUGAAUGUGAUUGAAAGAACCAGAAUUUUCAUCAGGAUAUUUUCUACUGUUUUUAUUUGGUCGGCUUUAGGCCUAUGUAUUUUACUUAGUUGACAAAGUUAUAGACCUACUCCUGCAUUGGCUUAUAGGCUAUCUCUGAGUUCUAUGCGCUAAUUUCUUUAGCCGCCAAUGUACCACAGUGUAUCAAGGAUGGUGCUCUCGCCUUAGUUGAAUUUUAACUUUUAGAUUUUUAUAAUUUUACUUCAGAUUUUUAUGAUUAACCAUGUGACAAUGAUUUUGAGAAACGAAAACAUUUUUAUUGAAAUGAAACUGUUCCACAAAAAUGUGCAUAUAAAAACAAUCAUAACUUUCACGCAGAUCGGUAGAAAUGGUAGGAUAAAUUGUAAGCUUCCCCAAACUUGAAACUCACGAGCUGCCCAUGGGCUUUACUCUAACACCCUAGUGCGUGCACACAUAGGAGAUCCCGUGAAAAAAACGUGCCUGGCUAUAGAUAUCAGAGGCCUGUCGAACUGAUUCGUUCUGGUGCCGGCCCUGAGCACAUGACUAAAGUGUACAUUGAAUGCAAAUAAAGCAUAAGCUUACUACUGAGAUAAAACGAUCUUACCCCCGUCAGUGACGUGCUCCCAACUCCCCAUAUCCCUUUUGAAGACAAAGGGAAAGACAGAAACAAGAAAAUAUUACUGUUGCUGAAAACAAACUACCACUCCCCUUCCCACCCACCACAGCUUUCAGCUUUCAGUGAAUUAUCGACUAAAACUUAACCAAAGUCUAUUAAAACUUUCCCUCUGGUGAGCGCUUGUGGAUUUAGAAAUUUGAUCUGGGUGGCAGGUGGCAGUUAAUUUCCAAGAGAAGAAACGCUUCAAUGUUGAUAUAACAUUGAAUUAUUCAUCUCUGACUUGUCUUCUGUGUCUUGGUGCAUUUUUUCUCUCUCAGGAAAAAUAUCAAGGCGUCUGCGGUGUGCCAGUACUCCUUCACAGAUAUACAGAGGGCCUUCGAGGGGCCUUACAUGGAGGUGCAGGAUUCCAAAUGGAGGGAAUAUACAGGGAAGGUUCCAGUACCAAGGCCUGGCUCAGUAAGUCUCUAGUAAUACCCCUCUAUUUCCCUGCUACAGAAAACCUUAUUCCCCCUUCUCUCCCUCCCCUUGCCCCCAUUUCUUACUAUCUUUGGAUCAAUCUCAAUACUCUCUACACAGUGUCCUCCUUUCCUUGUCUUCUUUCCUGCAUCUAGAAAGACUGAGUUGGUGAAAGCAGUAUUUAGACUGCUUCCACCAAUUCAGUCUUUCUAUAGUUAUUGUAUAUGCUGAUGUAGGGAAGGAGAGGAGAAGAGGAAGGCCCUUAAUGCUAUUGAGGUGCAGCCUUGUCUCUAUUUCUGUCUCAAUCACUAUUUUCUGAUCUGUAUUGACUUCUCUCUCUCUUUCCCUCUCCGACCUCUCUUUCUCUCACUGCCCUUCCUCGCUCCAGUGUAUUACAGACAUACACAGGUCCCAGGGCAUCAACUCGUCCCGUGACCUCCCAGACAACGUGUUGGCCUUUGCGAGGCAGCACCCCUUGAUGUCCACCCAGGUCCACCCCAUAGGAGGGCACCCCCUACUGUUCAAGAGAAGUGUCAAUUACGGAAAGAUGGCCGUGCACAGGGUGGCAGCCCUGGACGGACACGUCUACACCGUGCUCUUCUUGGGAACUGGUGAGUCUGGCAAGAUUUAUAAUGCAUAAUACAUAGAACAUAAGGAAUAGUUGAAUACUUAUUUAACUUAGUUUUUUCUUCUUUUAAUGUUGUAUGAGAGUUAUCAAUGUUAUAUGAAUGUUAUGAACGUUAUAUUAAUGUUAUAUCAUAUGAAUGUUAUAUGAAGGUUAUAUGAACGUUGUAUGAAGGUUAUAUGAACGUUUUAUGAAGGUUAUAUGAAUGUUGUAUGAACAUUAAAUGUCUGUUUUUCCCUGCAGAUGAGGGCUGGCUGCACAGGGCUGUGGAGAUAGGAGGUCAAAUGCACAUCAUAGAGGAGCUGCAGCUGUUUGUGAACCCUCAGCCUAUAGACAGCAUGGUCAUCUCCCAGACACAGGUACUACACAUGGCACAUGCAUGCUUAUAAAGCAUUAUACCUGUUGGCUUUGAGUACAGUGUUAUCAAAAUGGUAUUAAACAUAAAUUAUCCAUCAACAGGGAAGUAUCUUUGUGGGCUCAAACUCUGCAGUGCUCCAGGUCCCCUUGUCCUCCUGCCAGCGCUACACGUCCUGUUUCGACUGUGUGUUCGCCCGGGACCCCUUCUGUGGCUGGGACGGGGCGCUGUGUGUGGAAAUUUCCUCACGCACAAACAGGUGAGAGCACACACACACACACACACACACAUUUUAUUAGAAUUAGAAGAAGCUAUCAUUAUUUUAUAUCAAUGCUCUCACCAUAAUAUUUUUUAUGUUGAUUUAGAAUAGUUUACAAACAUUCUAUGAAGUACAAGUAUUAUGUUCUAUUUUCUGUGUUAUUCCAUAUACUGUAAUUUAUAAUACAAAUCAAGUUACUCCUGUUUAACUUUGUACUGUUUCUGUAUGCCUGCUCUGCCUGUACAUACAGUAUGUGUGGGUGCCCACUGCCCAGAAAGAAUAAAUGAGAACUGACAUUCUUCUGGCUCCUAUUCAGGUCCAAUUUAACCCAGGAUAUACAGAGAGGGAAAAGAGGCUGUGACAACAGCACAGGAGCAGGUAUGAACUAAACACACACACCACUGGCGUAGCACACACCCCCGCAGCCCCCGCAAGGCGGGGGGGGGGGGCACAAAUGUAGCAUAUGAACAUGUCAUAAGCUAUGAUUCUUGUGGGGCGGAAUUACAGGAAAUUAGCUUUAAAACUGCUAAAUUUUCUCUCAGCAUCAUGGCAAAAUGUGUAAAAUAACAUGAGAUUAGCUAUAAAACUAUUUAAAAAAUGGGUUGGGGGGGGCCCCCGCAAAACUGCGCUACGCCACUGACACACACAUUGCACAUGCUCGUGACCUGAUGUCCGUUUCUGUAUUAAUCUCUCUCUCCUGCUCUCUCUCUCUGUAUAUCCUGCUUUCUCUCUCUCUCUUGUUCUCCGUCUAUCCUGCACUCUCUCCUUCUAUCUAUCUCUCUUUCGCUCUCUCGCUCUCUCGCUCUCCCUCUCUCUCUCGUUCUCUUUCUCACCCUCUCUCUCCCUCUCUCAGUAGUCCACCGCAGGCGUACGGUGAUGUCUGGGGACGAUGUCCUCCUCCAUUGCGAUCUGCACUCCAACCUAGCCACUCCAUGCUGGACCCUGGAUGGCCGCAAGCUCCAGGGCUACGGCCUCGACUCGGGCCAUCGUGUGGGCACCGACGGCCUGCUCCUCAUCGGCGCCCGGCCCGACCAGAGCGGAGACUAUUGCUGCUACGCCGUGGAGAACAACGUGUGGGUGCCAGUGAGGAUGUACACCGUGAGGGUGCACCCUGACCUGCCUUUCUCUGUGGGGCCAACAGCCGUGACGGACACCACUACCACCCCACCAAGCCCUUCUCUUUCCCCCAGCAGCCCCACUGAGCAGCCCCUGCCCUCCCCGCCUGCUCCCCUCCUCCCUGUGCCUGAGUUCCAGACCUACAGGCACAUGGAGGCCAUGUAUAUCUCCCUGGUGGCUGUGCUUGGCGGGAUGUGCCUGGUGCUGACCGUAGUGCUGCUCUACGUCAGCUUCUGCACCUGGGGGCCCUACCAGGGCUGCAAGUACUCCCAGCAGGGGCUGCCUGAGUCGGGGGCCGCAGCCAAGAGGAAGAGGAGCUCCCACCUGGAGCUCAAGACCAUCUCCAGCCACUGUAACGGCAGGCAGGAAAUCAAGCGCGGACGCCGCUCCCUGUCGGUAUCCAACAUGGACGACAUGGGUGAUGGCUUCCUCCAGAUCGUGCCCGGGGAAGGGUCUCCGGGGAAGUCGCUGCCCCCUCCCGCUCCGCCGCUCCCAAUGCCGCCACCCCUGCCCUCCUCGGAGUACGCAUCGUCAGAGUACACCAACGGGAUGUCGGCGACGUUACCCAACGUCCUUCGCAAGAUGAACGGCAACAGCUACGUGCUGCUGAGGCAGAUGGCGGACCCCGAGGGGAGCACGUCUCCCCUCUACCACUCGUUCACUGAAGAGCUCAACCGCAUCCUGGAGAAGAGGAAGCACACGCAACUGGACCCCCAGCCGACAGACGAGAGCUCCGUCUAG